Molecule: messenger RNA, 2592 nt
Organism: Vicia villosa (hairy vetch)
Lineage: Eukaryota; Viridiplantae; Streptophyta; Magnoliopsida; Fabales; Fabaceae
Product: multisubstrate pseudouridine synthase 7
Exons: 20
Coding region: 147-2237 (696 amino acids)
Biological process (GO): pseudouridine synthesis
Cellular component (GO): nucleus
Molecular function (GO): RNA binding; pseudouridine synthase activity
Source: RefSeq, a predicted model, not a curated record
GCCCAAAGGCAACACUAUUUGCUAAAGAAACCGUCACGUUUUUGAGAAAAACCGUCGAACACCUCGUAUGCAGCAGCAUCAUAGCACGUAGCACGGUACAUCCCUCCCGCUCUUUACACAUCUGAACUAAAACCCUAAUUUCGACAAUGAAUUCCAUGGAAGAACACGACGUUGGCAUCUCCUGCUACAUUUCCAACCUCCCUGGCUUCCGCGGAGUUUUAAAGCAAAGGUAUUCUGAUUUUAUUGUGCAUGAAGUGGACACUGAUGGAAAGGUUGUUGAGUUGUCCUCUCUUGAAGCCAUUGCAGAGGAAUCUAAGGUCUCUGCUGUGGAAUCCAAGAGUGUUGAGGAGAAUAAAACAGAUGCAUCUGAAACUGAUGUUAUAAGUUAUGCCUCUCAAAUUGAAGCUUUUAAGUCUCUUGCUGGGGAUUCUGAUGCUUCCAGUUUGGAGGAAUUUAUUAAUCAAAUUAAUGCUGGCGGUGAUGAGAGUCUCUCUCCUAUUGUUCUUUCUCCGGAUUCUGAUAAAUCCCAUCGAACGGCAGUGCAUAUUUUCUUUAGGGAAAACUUCAAGUUCCUGGUUACCGACACAGUGGAUGGACCUGAUGCUUCCUCAAAAUGCAUCCGUGUGAGAUUGAAUUCUGGUAAAUCCAACAACAGAGACAAAAACUCUAGGAAACGAAAAGAAAGAGAUAGCAAGCCUUAUGACAGCAGAGGUUCAGAAAAUUGGCCAGAUGCAGGCAAGUUCCUUAGGUUUCAUCUUUAUAAGGAGAACAAAGAUACCCAGGAAGCUUUGGGGGUGCUUGGACAUAUGCUUGGCAUCAGGUCGAAAUCAUUUGGAUUUGCGGGUACAAAGGAUAAGCGUGCUGUCACGACCCAAAGGGUUACUGUUUAUAAGCAGCAAGCAACUAAGCUAGCUUCCCUUAAUGGGAAGUUGUUUGGUAUUAAAGUGGGUGAUUUCUGUUACGUUAAUGAAGGAUUAUGUCUUGGCCAGCUACUGGGAAACAGAUUUACAAUCACUUUGCGAGGAGUUGUUGCAGAUUCUGUGGAUACCAUAAAAGCUGCUGCAGAUUCUUUAGGACGGCAUGGCUUUAUUAACUACUUCGGUUUACAACGUUUUGGAAGUGGUUCUGUGCCUACUCACCUUAUUGGAGCCGCAUUAUUCCGGGGGGAAUGGAAACGUGCUGUGGACUUGAUCCUUGAUCCAAGAGAUGGAGAAAAAUAUAUAAUAGCCAAGGCACGCAAGUACUAUAAAGAUACUAAUGACAUUGCUGGGACACUUAAGCAGUUGCCCCAAUUCUUAGUUGCUGAAAGGGCUGUGCUUAAAUGUUUAAAACAAUUUCCUGGGAGCUACUUGCAGGCUUUGAAAUCUAUUCCACGCACUUUAAGGAUGAUGUAUGUGCAUAGUUAUCAAAGCUAUUUGUGGAACAAUGCAGCAAGUACAAGGGUGCAAAAAUAUGGAACUGAACAAGUAGUAUUAGGAGACUUGGUAUACUGUAAAGAAAAUCCUUCUGAAAAAGUUGUAGAGAUUGUUGGACUUGACUCUGGUGAUGACUGCGGUGAUAGUUAUGACACUAACAAUGAAGAUGAAGUCACUGGAGAUAUUCAUGACAACAGAAAUAGUACUGUAAAGGUUGUGAAUGCGGAAGAUUUAAAUUCAAAAUGUUAUACAUUUGAUGAUGUCGUCCUUCCUAUGCCAGGUUCAAGAUCAAUUUAUCCAACCAACGACAUUGUCAAAGUGUAUAAUGACUUGACAAAUAAAGACGGAGUCAGUUUAACUGAGAGCGUGCAUAAUGCAAAGGAAUUCUCGAUUACUAGUGUUACUGGAAGUUACAGGAGGGUUUUUCAGAAACCAAUUAACUUUGAAUGGGAAUUACUUACAUAUACUGAUAGUAAUAAGCCAUUGGUAGAGACAGAUUUAGAUAAAAUUGGGAAGUCUAAACCUAUAAAUGUCGAUCCAGUGAGUGCACCAAAUGAGCCAAAGGAGGAAGCUGUUGGUUGCAAUAACCAAUUAGAGAGCUCCAAUGAUGGUCCGAAGGUUGAGAUUGAUUCUGAUGAGAUUGCUGGCAAGGAAGUAAUAUUACCACAUGACGAAUCUGUCCAUGACUCCAGCUCUCAAGACUCCCAUACUGCUCUCAAAUUGACCUUCACUCUUCCUUCUUCAUCUUAUGCAACUAUGGCGAUAAGAGAGCUUCUAAAGACUUCAACAUCUGUGGCUUAUCAGAAGACAUUAAACCAGUAAUAAUCACAGAACACUAGAAAAAGAAGUUUCGGCUCAGUUAUUUCUAAUUUCAAUGGAUGGCUGGAUGUUAUAUGUAUCUUUAUUGAAGAAGUAGAGCAGUAUCCACUCAUAGUUCUCUAUAUUUUUCCAGAGUGAAGUGAAAUUAAACACUGCGACUAUUUAUUCUGAAAGUUAUAGUUGAAUACUUUCAAGCACCGUUAGCACUAGCUUUAUUUAUCUAAGAAAAUUUCCAUGUAUUGAUUUUAGUGUGCGAUAUGCGCACACCUUCUUAUUUUUCCACUGUAAAAAUUCUUUUAUUUCCUGUUGUAUUUUUAGCUGCAACAUUUCCAUUGUAUAAGAUUAAUGUUUAACUGAA